AUGUUUUCCGUCAAACAGAUUUUUCCGAUAGACUACGAAGGAGAAGCCUCACGUCGCCUUCUAGAAGCUUCUCAUUCCGGCGAUCUGUCCUUAGCCUCCGAUUGUAUUUCCGAUCCCUCUGUUGACGUCAACUUCGCAGGCGCCGUCACUUUGAAGACUAGAAACACCGAGUUACUUCUGAUCCCCGAAUCAUCCAGUCAGGUAAGCUUCGGGAUUGAGGAAUUUCUCUCUGACGUCACGCCUCUUUUCCUCGCGGUUCAUGCCGGAAAUUCCUCACUCGUCCGAAAGUUACUGAGUGCGGGAGCUGAUGUAAAUCAAAAACUCUUUAGAGGCUUUGCGACUACUGCAGCAGUGAGGGAGGGCCACAUUGAUAUUCUUGAGACCUUAAUUAAAUCAGGGGCAUCACAGCCAGCUUGUGAAGAGGCUCUUCUAGAGGCAAGCUGCCAUGGACAAGAAGGGUGUAUGGAAUUGCUCAUGAGUUCUGAUUUGGUCCGACCUCAUAUUGCUGUACAUGCACUUGUGGCCGCAUGCUGCCGGGGGUUUGUCGACGUGGUUAAGACACUCAUAAAGUGUGGUGUGGAUGCAAGUGCGACGGACCGGGUGCUUUUACAGUCACUUAAGCCUUCUCUCCACACAAACGUGGAUUGUAAUGCGCUAGUUGCAGCUGUAGUUCAUAGGCAGGUCCAUGUUGUCAGUUUGUUCCUUCAGAAUGGUGCUACGACAGAGUUUGAAGUGAGGCUUGGAGCAUGGUCAUGGGACGUUUCAACUGGUGAAGAACUCCGCGUGGGUGCUGGACUGGGAGAACCAUACGGUAUCACCUGGUGUGCAGUUGAGUAUUUUGAAAAUAGUGGUGCUAUAUUAAACUUGCUCCUGCAAUAUGUUUCCUCAAAUAGUUAUCACCAUGGAAGAACUGUUCUACACCAUGCUAUCCUCUGUGGCAAUGUCGAGGCUGUUAGGAUACUCUUAGAAUGUGGUGCUAAUGUGGAAUCCCUAGUCAAAACAACCAGCAAGGCCGAGUACCUUCCGAUACACAUGGCAUGCCGUCUAGGCUUACCAGCUAUAAUUCAAUGCCUUAUUGAUUUUGGUUGUGACUUGAAUUCUUUAACAGAUUCUGGUGAGACAGCUCUGAUGAUUUGUGCAAAAUAUAAACAAGAGGAGUGUCUUAAAGUCCUAACAAGGGCUGGUGCUGAUUUUGGCUUGGUGAAUAUCGCAUGUCAAUCGGCAAGUUCACUUGCUGAGUUAUACAACUGGUCACAUGGUUUUCAACAAGCAGUGUUGGGUGUAACUAAAAACGGCAAGAUACCCAAAUCCAGCAAUACUUCCACCUUUUCUCCUUUGAUUUUUGUAUCUAAGGCAGGAGAUACUGAAGCAUUGAAAACUGUCAUUGAAUCUGGAGAGUUUGAUCUUGACUAUCAAGAUGAUAGUGGUUUCUCAGCUGUUAUGCACACAGCCGUGAAAGGUCAUGUUGAAUCAUUUCGAUUGCUUGUAUAUGCCGGAGCCGAUGUAAAGCUGUGCAAUAAGUCUGGUGAAACAGCAAUAAUGCUAUCUAAAUUGAAUAAUAACUGUGAUUUAUUUGAAAAGGUCAUGCUUGAAUUCGCACUUGAAAAUGGUAAUAAAAAUACUGGUGGCUUCUAUGCUCUACACUGUGCAGCUCGUCGUGGGGAUUUGGAUGCGGUUACAUUGUUGACCAACAAAGGUUUUGAUGUCAAUGUUCUAGACGGAGAAGACUACACUCCACUCAUGUUAGCAGCAAGGGAAGGCCAUGCAUCCAUUUGUAAGCUUUUAAUUUCAUAUGGUGCUCAUUAUAAUGCUAAAAAUACAAGAGGUGAAACCGCACUUUUACAUGCAAGGAAAUUUGGUGGAGGUAAAAACGAUGCAGAGGGUGUUAUACUAGAUGAAUAUGCUCGUAAAUUGGUAUUAGAUGGUGCCUACGUUCAGAAACACACAAAAUGUGGUAAGGGCACCCCGCAUGUAAAACAAUUACGUAUGUUGGGUUCAUCAGGUGUUCUUUGUUGGGGUAAGUCAAGCAGGAGAAAUGUGGUGUGCUGUGAGGCAGAGUUAGGGCCAAGCUCCAUUCUGCGUAGAAAUAGGUACAACAAAGGUGAUGCAGAAGAACCUGGAAUGUUUAGGGUGCUUACUAAUAAGAACAGGGAAGUGCAUUUUGUAUGUGAGGGAGGGUUUGAAGCUGCUGAGCUUUGGGUGAGGGGUAUUAAACUUGUAACCAGAGAGGCUAUUUUUCAUAAGCAGAGAGACAUAUAA
Molecule: messenger RNA, 2259 nt
Organism: Lathyrus sativus (Indian pea)
Lineage: Eukaryota; Viridiplantae; Streptophyta; Magnoliopsida; Fabales; Fabaceae
Source: the annotation of a GenBank genome assembly